Molecule: messenger RNA, 1522 nt
Organism: Corylus avellana
Lineage: Eukaryota; Viridiplantae; Streptophyta; Magnoliopsida; Fagales; Betulaceae
Product: WAT1-related protein At5g64700
Cellular component (GO): membrane
Molecular function (GO): transmembrane transporter activity
Source: RefSeq, a predicted model, not a curated record
UCCUACAUGAACAAGAAUCUUGCUUGCUAGGUUUUAGGGUUCGCCGACAAUGGAUGAAAAGAAGCCUUAUUUGGCCGUGAUUCUCAUACAAGCAAUCUAUGCCGGCAUGUUCUUGCUCUCCAAGGCUGCAUUCAAUGGUGGCAUGAACAGCUUCGUGUUUGUCUUCUAUAGACAAGCUGCAGGAACCAUUUUCUUGGCUCCUAUCGCACUGUUCUUUGAAUGGAGAAAGGCGGUUCCCUUAUCAUUUGUGACCUUCUGCAAGAUUUUUCUUCUUUCUCUAUUUGGGAUCACCUUAAGCUUGGAUAUCUAUGGCAUGGCACUUGUUUAUACGUCAGCAACUUUGGCUGCUGCAACGACAAACUGCCUUCCUGUCACUACUUUCUUCUUGGCAGUAUUACUCAGGAUGGAGGUGUUCAGGUUGAAGACAACCGCCGGGGUUGCAAAGCUUACAGGCAUACUAGUCUGCUUAGCCGGCGCAGCGACCCUUGCCUUCUACAAGGGACCGCAUUGGACGCUCAUCAGGGACGGCCACCAUCACCACCUCUUGGGGCACCCUAAAACCCAAGAACACCAUGUCCAUCUUCCUUCUAGCACAGACUGGAUAAAGGGUUGCUUCCUUUUCCUCGUUUCCAACAUCUUUUGGGGCUUGUGGCUUGUUUUGCAGGCAACUAUUAUGAAAAGCUACCCUCCAAAGCUUCUGUUCGUAACUCUUCAGUGCUUUUUGAGCACCAUUCAAUCCUUUGCCAUUGCCAUUGCUUUUGAAAGAGACCCUUAUCAAUGGAAGCUGGGUUGGAAUGUCAGACUCGUAGCCGUAGCUUAUUGUGGAAUCAUUGUGACUGGCGUUACAUACUACUUGCAAGCAUGGGUUCUUGAGAAGAAGGGACCAGUUUUUCUUGCCAUAUCUACACCUUUGGCUCUCAUCAUUACAAUGUUCUCUUCCGCAAUUCUCUUAGGCGAGAUCAUUACCUUGGGAAGUCUUUUAGGUGGGCUCUUGCUGGUUGGAGGCCUAUACAGUGUUUUGUGGGGGAAAAGUAGAGAACAUAAAGCGAAUGGUGGGAAUAAUUUAACACCUGAAAAAGUUGACAACCAAUGCUCAGAAAUGAAAGAAGUAGUAGUGGCCUCUAAAAGUACUCCACCAGUACCCUUAGUUGUGUAACAUUAAACACGUGCCAUAAAUGCAAGCUCCAUGACGUUAACAGAUAUUGGAAUACUCCAUAUGCAUGAUUCACGAAUCACGAGGAUGCCCCCACUUUAAGAGUGCAAGCUCCAUGGCAGAAAUUACAAGUUCAUGUCUUACAAUGACAGCACUUUGCUUUUAGCUCCUUUAUAGGCUUUUUUACAUACAGAAUCAUGAGGUUCUUUAAGCUUUUGCUCAAGCUUGUUUGUGUAUAUGUAAUAUUGAAGAAGGCAUACGUUAUUAUGGCUUGGUGCCUUGAAUAAUUAUUGGUAUUAGCUACCAUUUCUCAUGUAACAUAAAAUGUAGUACAAGUUUGUAUACCCUUUGUUGAGAAUUGAGCCGGCA